GGUUAUCGGGCGGGGAAUGUCGGUUUCAGUCGUUUUGAGAAUUGCGGUAGAAUAAACAUUCGUUAUUGUUCUUCGUAUUUUCCGGCCGUAUUGAAUAAAAAUGUUAGCGCAAAAAAAUGCCAAGUGAAUACUACUUUCUAGACUACUGUAAUAUUGAUAUGGAUUUUUUUAUUUGCUGAUAGACAGUGUAUUCAGUGCUAUGAUACAAUCCUAGCGCAGCUCCAACCCUCGAAACUAGUCGAUAUUAUGUGGCCGGGACGCGAAAAAGACAUACUUUUAAAUUAUGAUUCCGAUGGUGUAUACAGUGUAUGGUUUUGCGAUUUUCUUUAUGGUCGCGUGGGUGUGUUUGUGGCUAAUUCAUAUAAUGGCCUUUUCCUAUUCAAAGUGGAAAUUGCAUCGGACUGUAGACCGGUCUCCGCCGGAGCAACCACUUCCCGGUGUUUCGAUUUUAAAACCACUUACCGGAGUAGAUCCAAACCUGUUCUCUAACUUAGAGACGUUUUUCACACUGGACUACCCAACGUAUGAAAUUCUAUUUUGUGUCGAAAACGAGCAGGAUCCUGCUUUGAUGCUUGUGAACAGUCUUAUUCACAAAUACCCUCGAGUGGAUGCAAGGUAUUUCAUCGGCGGAACGCGAGUCGGCGUUAACCCUAAGAUCAACAAUAUGCAUCCAGCGUAUAUGGCGGCUAAGCAUCCCCUUAUAUUAGUGAGUGAUUCUGGAAUUCGAAUGAGAGAAGACAGUCUAUUGGACAUGGUGCAACACAUGAAGGAGGACGUGGCGAUAGUUCAUCAGAUGCCAUUCACGUGGGAUGCGGACGGCUUCGCUGCCGUCUACGAGAAAGUAUAUUUUGGCACGGCGCAGGCGCGGAUGUACUUGGGAGCAGAUUUCCUCGGCAUCAACUGUCACGUCGGAAUGUCGUCUCUUGUACGGCGCUGUGCGCUGGAAGAGGCAGGGGGUCUGGCCGCAUUUGGCGAGUAUCUGGCUGAGGAUUUCUUCAUGGCGAAAGCGGUGUUAUCACGUGGGUGGCGGUUGCGCGUAGCAUCGUUACCGGCGCUUCAAAACUCGGGCUCCAAGUCGAUAGGCGGAAUGCAGGCGCGGCUUAAGCGGUGGGCGCGUCUCCGGAUAGCCAUGGUGCCAACUACGGCGCUGCUGGAACCUCUGAGUGAGUGUCUACCGCUAGGCGCGGGUGCCGCUUGGGCCGCUGGACAGCUCUUCGGUGCGGAGCCCUUACCUUUCUUUCUUGUGCACAUGCUUGUGUGGUUUCUAUCAGACUGGCUCAUGCUCCGCUCAGUUCAAAAUGGGUCACCUCCAUUUACAAAAGUUGAGUUUCUCUUGGCCUGGGUGUGGAGUGAGUGUUGUGCACCAUUGGUGUUGGCAACGGCAGUGCUUAACCCAGAGAUUGCUUGGCGGGCUCGCAACUACCGGCUGGACUGGGGUGGCCGAGCACAUGAGCUCAAACCCAAACUCAAGUUCUGAGCAUGAUCACUUCAAUGAAAGCUUUAAUUUGGUUUAAAAAGAAGCAACCUUCAGUGCUACUGUUGAUGUGAGUUUAUAAUGAGUAUAUUAGUAUUAAGUUUUUAUUUUAAUUGCUAUUUAUAGUUUGAAAUGUAUGAUGAAUACUUGUUAUUCUUGUUUUAAAGAGUUUUGUAUGUUUAUAGAUUAAACAAAAUAUUUCAGCUGCUGUUUCCUACUUUGUGGUUCAUUGUUGUGAUCUGCCAUAAACUUAAGAGCCAGCUUAUUUAAAUUGAUGGAUAGGUCAUUGUCUACACAAAUGCAUAUUGGCACACUACUCAUUGUGAUAUCAAAAAAAUGUAUGUAUCGAUGACACAUUCCAAUAGAUUGCAUGUGCUAAGGUCAGUCAAAACAAGAUCAACAAAUUACAGCUACAACAUUCAACACUCAACACUUAUUAGUUUAUUGUAUAUUAUAUUGUAACACAAAAAGUAUGUUGUGAUAUUGUGAAUUCUUGUUAAAAGAGGUCUACUUUAUUAUUUAAAUUUUGAUAACUAUUUAAAUUCAAGGUUUGGGCUCUAUUUUUAUUUUUUACACUUGCCUUAAACAUUGCAUUCUAAAUUAAUUAAAAAUAUACAGGGUUGUACUAAACAUUUUUAAAUUACAUUUUGCUUAUUUAUUUUAUGUACCUUUGGACUGAAUGUUCAAACUUCAACCACUUUGGCCUGAAGGGGACCAAAAAAAGAAAAUAAUUAUUUUUCAAAUGUAGAAUAAAAAGCAGAUUCCGUAUAAGUUUUGGACAAAUUAAUUUAAUUGAGAAUUAAAGACUGGUUAGCCGGCAUCCAGAGGUACUUCAGCCUUUUGUUGAGGGUUUAUCAUUAGAGUGCCAUGAAUACUUGUAUUACAUAAAUUCUAGUUAUUCUGCCUUUGAAUACUAAUUGAAUGACCUAAAUUGCAACAUGCCUAGGGCUGCCAAGUGCUUCAAUUAUAAAUACAUAUUCACCCCUUAAUACUAAAGAAUUUCACAUUGAAUGGGUUGAUAUGUUGCUUGAAAGUGACAUAUUUUCAUUCAUUUCAUUUGACACCUUGUCUCAUUAUUAUUUGUUCUUGAAUUAAAAAAAAAAAACUGAGCCAUAUAGUUUACAUUAGAAAAAAUAUACCCAGUGAUAAAAGUUCCCAUUAACUUUGUGUGUUUCCUACAUUGUUUCGUUGUAUGGUGGGUCCCUGAAAUAUAAGAACUAUUUUUAUUUUAUAACUUUUGUAAAGUACUAUUUACGUCAAUGUACUUAGAAUUGUUGAGUUAAUGGCUCAUUAAAUUGUGAUUUAUAGCAUAAAAAAUUCGCAUUCCACAUGCGUCGUUAUAGGUAAUGCUUGCACUCCACUCCACUAUGGCGUGUUUAUGCGCUUAAAUAAAAGCUUGUGCAGGUUUUUUGAUAUUUAAAACAUCACAAAGAAAUAUUUGAUAAUAAAAUUAUUCCUGUAUAUUUCACAAGUUGCAAAACACAAAACCUAUGUUUUAAGUCGAGUCCAAGCAUAAUAACUAUUGAUUUAAUUGUGCAAUUGUAUGCUUCUAAUAAGUAUUUUGAUGUUUAAGCCUGUCACUUUUAACCCA
This is a messenger RNA of Pieris napi, 3065 nucleotides long. RefSeq names its product ceramide glucosyltransferase (gene GlcT). NCBI's taxonomy places the organism in Eukaryota, Metazoa, Arthropoda, Insecta, Lepidoptera, Pieridae. Gene Ontology annotation, molecular function: ceramide glucosyltransferase activity. Gene Ontology annotation, cellular component: membrane. The coding region runs from base 284 to 1477 and encodes 397 amino acids. The transcript has a single exon. The record is from RefSeq and is a predicted model, not a curated record. Gene Ontology annotation, biological process: glucosylceramide biosynthetic process.